AUGGUAGCUAUGUGGGGCACGGGGCCAGCACGUCUAGCCAGCUCGAAGUGCCACGACUUCACAGCAGAGCACGGAUUCUCCAGCAGCGGAGUGAGGAGGGGGACAGACCUGGAAAAGAAAGCUGGGACGAAUAGUUAGCUUUGCGCAGAAACUCUGAGCAGUCUCUCCAUCCUCGUUUUAAAAUCAAGCCCACGAAGCUCCAGCACACAGAGGUCAACUGAAACUCAAAGGAUGGAUAUCUACGACCCCCAGACUCUUGGGAUAGUGGUGUUUGGUGGAUUCAUGGUGAUCUCUGCUCUGGGGAUCGUUCUCGUCUCCACCUUCUCCAUGAAGGAGACCUCGUACGAGGAGGCCCUGGCUAAGCAACGCCGCGAGCUGGGUAAGAUCCAGCCUACCCGCUCCGACAAAAAGAAGAAGGACAAAGUGUCCGAGAAGAAGAGCCGCGGAAAGAAGAAAGAUGAAAAGCCCAACGGAAAGAUCCCGGAGCCGGAGAGAAUCCAAGAGGAGGCUGACGUUGAAGAUGUGGUUGAGCCCGUCGCUGCACCGGUUGUAGCUGCCACUCCCGCUCCUGAGCCGGCCCCUGCUGUGGAGGUGAAACCGACUGCUGCCCCACCACCGGCAGAACCGCAGGUCAAGGCUGCACCUGAACCGACCCCUGCUCUUGCUGAUCCCUCACCUGCCCCCUCCCCGAAAGAGAAGAAGAAGAAGAAGGUGGCCAAGGUGGAGCCAGCUCCUGCCCCGGCACCAGUCAAGCCCUCUGCAGCCCCCGCAACCGCCCAGGCUCCUGUGUCGGCCAAAGCAGCCGCCCCAUCCUCUGCAUCCGCCCCAGCCAAGUCCGCCCCUGCACCGGCCAAGUCCGCCCCUGCACCGGCCAAGUCCGCCCCUGUAACCGCCAAGUCCGCCCCUGCACCGGCCAAGUCCGCCCCUGCACCGGCCAAGUCCGCCCCUGCACCGGCCAAGUCCGCCCCUGCACCGGCCAAGUCCGCCCCUGUAACCGCCAAGUCCGCCCCUGUAACCGCCAAAUCCGCCCCUGUAACCGCUAAGUCCGCCCCUGUAACCGCCAAAUCCGCCCCUGCACUGGCCAAGUCUUCUCCAGCUCCACCCAAGACAGCCCCGGUUCUGGAGGCGGUCGCUAAAGAGGUCCCGGUGCUGGCAGUGCCCCCGGUGGGAUCUCAGCCGCCUGCUGCUGCUGGAGGAAAAACCCAAGAGCCCAAGAAGAAGGCCUCCAAGAAGAAGGCGGAGCCUGUGGCAGCCGUGGACUCUGCUGAUGCUCCUCUGUACCUGCCCUACAAGGCUCUGGUGUCCACGCUCAGCAGCAUGGUGUUCAGCGAGGGAGAGGCUCACAGGCUCAUCGAGAUCCUCUCUGAGAAAGUCGGCAUCAUUCAGGACACCUGGCACACGGCCUCUCAGAAAGGAGACCCAGUGACCGUCCUGAAGAAGCAGCUGGAGGAGAAGGAGAAACAGCUGGCGGCAGAACAAGAGGACGCUUCUGCAGCGAAGAACCGCCUCAGAGAACUCACCAAGGAGCUUUCUGCAGAGAAGUCGAAAGUUGCCGGUGUGGAGACGAGGCUGAGCUCGCAGCUGAGCAAGAGGGAGCAAGAGAUGAUCGCCCUGCAGGCUCGCAUGCAGGCCAGUUAUCAGGACCAUGUAGCCCAGACUCAGGCCCUUAAUGCAAAGAUCGUCAGCCUGCAGGAGCAGCUGGAAAACGGCCCGAACGCUCAGCUGGCUCGCCUGCAGCAGGAGAACUCGAUCCUCCGCGACGCACUCAACCAAGCCACCAGUCAGGCUGAGAGCAAACAAAACGCAGAGCUGGCCAAGCUGCGUCAGGAAUGCACAAAGUUGACCAAAGAACUUGGAGAGAAGUCAGAGAGUCUGCUCGCUGACGAGCACGUCAGGAAAGGGCUGGAGGCCAAAGUCUCCGCCGCUGAGAAGCAGCUCUCCCUGCUGCAGGCCAGCCAGGCAGAGAGCGAGCAGGCGCUUCAGCGGAGACUGGAGGAGGUGUGCAAGGAGCUCAGGGACACGCAGAGUAAAAACAGCAGCCUGCAGGCCACGUUGGACGAGACCCAGACGGACAGCAGCUCACUAACAGAGUUUCAGGCUAAUGUUGGGAAGUUGGAGGCGGAGCUCAAGGAGCGCUCGGCUCAGGUGGAAGCCCUCACAGCUCAGCUGGAGGAGACGCAGGCGGAGAAAAGCCAGCUCGUGCAGCAGGCGGCCUCCAUCAACUCGCUGCUGGAAGCUAGUCAGACCAAAAAAGAGGAGGAGAACAAUCAGGAGGGGAACUCUGCAGAGCUGGAGCAGCUAACGCUCAGCCUUCAGCAGAGAGACGACCAGCUGAGCACGCUUCAGGACGAACUGAAGGAACUGCAACUGAAGCAGGAAGCUGCAGAGAACACUAUCGUUGAACUCGAGCAGAGAAAUAAAAGCGAGGACGCCGGCCUCAUCACAUCACUUCAGGAUGAGCUGAAAAACCUCAAAGAAGAGAUGUCACAACUUAGCAGCGCACCACAGACGGACAACUCUGCAGAGAUCACGCAGCUACAGAGCAGCCUGACAGAGAAGGAUGCUCUCGUCACAUCACUACAGGAGGAGCUGAGGGAAGCGAGAGGGAAGACGACGGUCGACGCACAGAACUCUGAGGCUGAACUGACAGCUCUUCAAACUCAAACCAAAGAAACUCUACAGACGCUCUUCCCACAGAUCUCCAUAGAGACAGAGCAGUCCGACUGGUUACAAGUAUUCACACAGAGAGCUCAGGAGGCGCUCAGCCAGCGGAGUCAGGAGUCUGAGACGAGCACGGCGUCACCGGAGCUGCUCGAGAAACUAAAAGAGGCGGAGGAGAGUCACAGCUCGCUGCAGGCUGAAUGUGACCAGUACAGGACCGUCCUGGCAGAAACUGAGGGGAUGCUGAAACACCUGCAGAAGAGUGUAGAAGAAGAGGAGCUUGUAUGGAAAUCCAAGAUGGCCGACUCAGAGGAGCAGCUGAGGGUGGCUCUGGAGAAGGUCGGCAAACUGGAGGCAGAAAACCAAAGUGUAGACCAGCUGAAGGAGCAGAUGAUGCUUCUGGAGGCUCAGCUGGAGAAGCAGUCAGAAACCCCGGGGAGCUCGGAGGAGACAGAGCAGGUGAAGCUGCAGCUGUCGGAGAGUCAGAGCCAGCUGGAGUCGGUCCAGAAGGAGCUGCAGACACAGAAGGAGGAGCUCGCACAGGUCAGAGAGCAGCUGGGCGAGGUCACGAUGAAGAACGGCCCCGCUGAGGCUCCACACAGUCAGGUCCAGAACGAGCUGAGUCAGACGACCGAGAAGCUGCACGGGGAGGAAACCCAGAGGCAGCAGCUCUCUGAAGAUUUCGAGCAGGCCCAGAAGACUUUAGUAGAACUUCAGGCACAGCUGGAUCUUCUGAAGGAGUCUCCACAAGCGGAGACGGAGGAUGUCACUCAGCUGAAGGAGCGCCUGGAGAAGGAGAAGAAGCUUUCCAAAGACCUCGGCCAGGCGGCCACCAAGCUCCAGCAGCUCCUCAAGGCCACUCAGGAGCAGCUGACUAAAGAGAGGGACACAGUGAGAACACUACAGGAGCACCUGGAUGGAAAGGGAGAAUACGUGGAGCUGAAGGAAGGAACCUCCGUCUGAGAAGGAAGUCCACUGCAGACACUACAAAAGAAAACCUGCCAAAUAUGCCUUAUGAUUACCAUAGUUAUGCAUUCCAAAACUAUUUCUUUCUUGUACUGUAGUUGAUUGCAUUUGUUGCAACUGUAGGAAAAUCAAAUGUUUGAUAUGAUGAACAUUUCAUGGUGAGAUUUGACGAGCGACUCCUGCUACGAUCUUUAUUGAAACCCCACAUUCCAUCAACGAUUCUGGCUGUGUCAGAAGUUAUUUAUCCCUCCCGCCACCUUAUAUUCCAGACAUUUCCCCCAUAGUUCAGUGUUAAAAAGGGAAACCGAUUGUGCGUCAAACGUGCAUCAACCUGUGCAAUUACUUUGUAUGUCUUUUCUAUGUGGUUGAAUGAUGGGAACAUUUUACGGUUCGAUGUUUCAUUACCUAUAGGGCCUGCUUUUCCUCUGAAGCCGGCUGCCAAUAACAUGCAUCAACAAUUUGUAUGAGUGAAUAAACUACAGUGUAGCUCUA
This is a messenger RNA of Labrus bergylta (ballan wrasse), 4119 nucleotides long. RefSeq names its product ribosome binding protein 1a (gene rrbp1a). NCBI's taxonomy places the organism in Eukaryota, Metazoa, Chordata, Actinopteri, Labriformes, Labridae. Gene Ontology annotation, cellular component: endoplasmic reticulum membrane. The record is from RefSeq and is a predicted model, not a curated record. Gene Ontology annotation, biological process: protein transport.